Molecule: messenger RNA, 2394 nt
Organism: Dovyalis caffra
Lineage: Eukaryota; Viridiplantae; Streptophyta; Magnoliopsida; Malpighiales; Salicaceae
Source: the annotation of a GenBank genome assembly
AUGAAAUUCUUAGAAAAUAAACUUCUUAAGGAGGAGUGGGAUUCUUGGGAUGGAAUCCCCGAGGAGAGAGGAAUUCCUAGAAAAGGAAUGGACUCCUUGAAAAGUGGACUCUUUGAGGAAGACUCAUUUCUCUCUAAACAGACCCAAACUCUCCAAUCGCUACACAAAUCCCAUGCUUUCAUUCUCACAACUGGCAAUGCAAACAAUGUUUUUAUCUCAUCAAAACUUAUCUCUCUUUAUGCAUCUUUCAAAAAACCCCAUUCAUCCACCAAAGUUUUUGACUCAAUUGUUCAAAAAGACACCUUUCUUUGGAAUUCAAUCAUCAAAUCUCACUUUUCCAAUGGCAAUUACCUUAAAGCUUUUGACUUUUAUAUCCAGAUGAGAUAUAAUAAUACCCCACCAAACCAAUUUACCAUUCCAAUGAUUGUAGCCACUUGUGCUGAGCUUUUGUGGCUUGAAAGGGGGAAAUACAUUCAUGGGGUGGUCUCAAAAUCUGGCCUUUUUGCAGACAAUUCUGCGGUUGGAUCAUCUUUUAUUUAUAUGUAUGCGAAAUGUGGGGUGAUGGAAGAUGCAUCUCUUAUGUUUGAUGAAAUUGUUGUUAGAGAUGUGGUGUCUUGGACUGCACUUGUAACUGGGUAUGUGCAUAAUGGUGAGAGUGAGAAGGGUUUGGAGUGUCUUUGUGAGAUGCAUAGGGUUGGUGGGGAUGAUGAGAAGGUUAAUUUUAGGACAAUCGAAGGUGGGUUUCAAGCUUGUGGGAAUUCGGGUGCUUUGAGUGAAGGUAGGUGUCUGCAUGGUUUAGUUGUGAAAACUGGACUUGGGUGUUCUCAAGUUGUUCAAUCUUCUCUUUUGUCGAUGUAUUCCAAGUGUGGGAGUGUUGAAGAGGCUUAUAAUUCUUUUUGUGAAGUGGUAGAUAAAGAUGUUUUCUCAUGGACGUCGAUAAUUGGUGUUUGCACAAGAUUUGGGUUUAUGAAUGAUUGCUUAAACCUCUUUGGGGAUAUGCUGGUUGAGGAUGUGUAUCCAGAUGGAAUUGUUAUAAGUUGCAUCCUUUUGGGUUUUGGUAAUUUCAUGAUGGUGAGAGAGGGAAAGGCCUGUCAUGGACUUAUUGUAAGGAGAAAUUAUGUUUUGGACGAGACGGUUAAAAAUGCUUUGUUAUCUAUGUAUUGCAAAUUUGGAACUUUAACCCCCGCAGAGAAAGUUUUUGAAUGUGUACAUGAAAGGAAUAAAGAGUCUUGGAACACUAUGGUUUUUGGAUAUGGUAAGAUGGGAAUGGAAGAGAAAUGUAUAGAAUUAUUUAGAGAGAUGAGAAAUCUAGGCAUUCAAGCUGAUUCAAACACCUUGGUCUCUGUAAUUUCUUCAUGCUCUCAAUUGGGAGCAAUCAGUUUAUGUCUAUCAGUCCACUGUUACAUAAUUAAGAGUUCAAUGUAUGAAGAUGUCUCAAUCGCCAAUUCACUUAUAGACAUGUACGGAAAAGGCAGAAAUUUGUUCGUUGCAUGGAAAAUGUUUUCUAGGAUGCAGAGAGAUGUUGUAACAUGGAACACAAUGAUGUCAUCAUUUAUUCACAGCGGGCACUAUGCAGAGGCUAUCAAAUUAUUCGAUGAAAUGAUUUCAGAAAAUUUAAGCCCUAAUUCAGCAACAUUGGUUAUAAUGCUUUCAGCUUGCUCUCACCUUCCAUCCUUAGAGAAAGGAAAAAUGAUUCAUCAAUACGUUGAGGAAGGAGGCUUUGAGCUCAAUGUAUCUCUUGCCACUGCAUUAGUUGAUAUGUAUGCAAAAUGUGGUCAACUUGAAAAAUCAAGAGAAUUGUUCAACUCGAUGAAGGAGAAAGAUGCCAUUUCUUGGAACGUAAUGAUCUCAGGUUAUGGAAUGCAUGGAGAUGCAACAUCUGCAAUGGAGAUUUUCCAACAAAUGGAGCAAUCAAAUGUUAAACCAAAUGCACUUACCUUUCUAUCACUUCUCUCAGCUUGCACACAUGCAGGACAUGUUGAUGAAGGGAGGCAACUGUUCGAUAGAAUGCAAUAUUAUUCUGUAAAACCCAAUCUGAAGCAUUACUCUUGUAUGGUAGAUCUUCUCGGAAGAUCAGGUGACCUACAAGAUGCUGAAGAACUGGUUCAGUCAAUGCCCAUUUGUCCGGAUGGAGGUGUUUGGGGAACUUUAUUAAGUGCUUGUAAGAUUCAUAAUGAAAUUGAAAUGGCAAUAAGGGUGGCAAAGCGUGCUAUUGAAUCUGACCCAGAAAAUGAUGGGUACUAUAUAGUACUUUCCAACAUGUAUGGUUCUAUGGGAAGUUGGGAUGAGGCUGAAAGAGCAAGGAAAUUGAUGAAGGAAAGGGGAGUUGGGAAAAGAGCUGGCUGGAGUUCAGUGUUGAACAUCGGCAUGGAGUGGGGUGGGGGUGGUUCAUAG